This is a messenger RNA of Echinococcus granulosus, 1395 nucleotides long. Its product is annotated as tRNA (adenine-N(1)-)-methyltransferase non-catalytic subunit TRM6. Bases 1 to 1395 code for a protein of 464 amino acids. The record is from RefSeq and is a predicted model, not a curated record. Gene Ontology annotation, cellular component: nucleus; tRNA (m1A) methyltransferase complex. NCBI's taxonomy places the organism in Eukaryota, Metazoa, Platyhelminthes, Cestoda, Cyclophyllidea, Taeniidae. The transcript has 9 exons. Gene Ontology annotation, biological process: tRNA methylation.
AUGGUGAGUCAACUAUCUUCUGCAAUGUGGAAAUCCAUAGAGGUCGGGAAUAAGGUGAUUGUACAGAAAUGUGAUUCCUAUCAAGUUCUCGAAGUCCGUCCAAAUGUACAUAUUGAUGUGGGCAAGAUCAAAGUCCCGGCAUCGGCUAUUAUCGGUUACCCCAUGGGAUCGACCUUCUACUUCGACGGAACUAGUGUUACCCAAGUGAAGGCAGAUGAAAUAACUCUCGAAACUGUUGAUGUGGAGUCCUCCAAGGACAAUCGACACCUUCUAGAUCGCUCUGAAAACCAACUUCUAACUGCGGACGACAUUCAAAGCCUUAAGUCUACCGGUUCCACUGGAAACGCGAUAAUUUCCAAGUUGGUGGAAAAGUGUACAACUUUUCGCUUGAAGACCAAGUUCUCUCAGGAAAAGUACUUGCGCAAAAAGAAAAAGUCCUACCUCUGCGUUUUUACAGUUAGGCCUCAUACUGCUCGGAAUAUUGCGGAUAUGCAGAUGUGCUGUAAAGCCACCUCACUGCGCUACGACUCGCUGGUACAGUUGCUGACCUUUGCCAACGUCCAUGCGGGCUGCACGGUAUUGCUAACCGACACCUAUUCAGGGUUGGUCACCAAAGCAGUCCUAGAACGUCUGGGACAUCGCAGUCUCGGGGGUCGUCUCAUCACCUUCUUCCAUGGCACUUCACCUCCUAUAGUGGACGUAGCGCUGGCUCAGGCGUCUCCGCCUAGGCCGCGCAUAGAAGAAGAGGAGGCGGCCGCUGAAGCGUGUUUGGUUACAAAUGAGGAUAAGUCGCCGAGUGAUGAAUUAUGUUUGUUUGGAACCAAGGAGGCUCUGCCAGAGACUGCCGCGGAUAGCACACGGAAAUCCAGGCGUGUUUCCCAACGCCGGUCAAAGAAGACAGAAAGCAUGUCAGAAGAGGAGAAAUUAAAACGGUCUCAAGAGAAGCAGGAACAAUUAAACGAGAUUCGGAGGAUUCUUUGUCCUACGGAUGAGCAGCUUUCACCAGACCUCGAGGAUCGACCAGAUUGCCUCAUUGUAGCCUCGCGAUUCUACCCCGUUGAAAUCACUCUCUUAUUGAUGCAGUUUCUACCACCUGGUCGACCUUUUGUAGUCCACUCGCACAUUCUUCCGGCCCUCGUCGACUUGUACAAUGUUCUGAAAAGACGAGGUAGUUGUGCCCAGUUGUCACUCCAUGACACCUGGCUGCGUCCGAUGCAGGUACUGCCGGGCCGCACACAUCCAGUUAUUCGGAUGACCUCGGGUGGUGGCGGUUUCAUCUUGCACGGCUACACUGUUCAACGACGGGAGGAUCCGGACGCCUUCUUGAGCCGCUCCACCAUGCGAGCCUCGACGAAACAACUCUUUGAUGAGGGGCUUAUUUCUUACGCACAAUAA